Messenger RNA from Ornithodoros turicata, 790 nucleotides. RefSeq lists its product as uncharacterized. The transcript has 5 exons. The coding region runs from base 236 to 790 and encodes 184 amino acids. The record is from RefSeq and is a predicted model, not a curated record. Lineage: Eukaryota; Metazoa; Arthropoda; Arachnida; Ixodida; Argasidae.
GGCCAACGACGGGGAUCUCUUCAAUGGCAGCGGCACGGUUGCAGCGAUGGACAUGCAACCUGGCAGCCCACCGGUACAGUGUAGUGUACAAGGCCUCGGCAGCAAAAGCGAACGCAGACUUCCUCUCGAGACUGCCACAACCGACUAGAGGCUGCAAGGAGGACGUGGUCGGCGAGACAAUGGAUUCAAGCACGCACACAAAAGAGAUACUGGCGAAGUGGUCAUCCCGAAAGGGAUGUCAAAGUCAGUGAAGUUUACGCACGUCUUUUACUUUCCCGACGACUCAACAAGCAAAGAGUACCGCAUGUAUUAUAAGGACACAGUGUCGAAAAGUCGUAUGGCUUACAUAGUCGACGGCCCCGUUGUCAAGAGAAGUUUAGGAGUCUACGAGCACGUGACAAACUAUAGCGACGAAUACAUCAACCUUGACUACAGCAACCUCAAACAGGAAGACUUUAAGCACGGAGUCUCUGUAAUCCAGAUGGAUGCCAACGAGAAAAAUGAGUUUAUGGUGCAAUGGAAUGGCCAAGACAUAUGGACGCGACGAGGGAGUCUGAAAACUCUGAGCCUUGGCCAGUUCGUCUAUCAUCAGUUCGGAGCCGUGGCAGACGGAACGUUCUUCAACGCCACCCUCAUGGAAAUUCAUAUCACCUACACGGGUGGGGACAGCGGCGCAGUGUUCGAUCACACAGCAGAUUUCAUGGCCUUCGGUUAUUGGGCAUACUACACUGAACUAAUUCUGAGCGCAGGAGCCUACCUCACGUUCGAAGGCAAGGUCGACACCGAGUAA